Messenger RNA from Cynoglossus semilaevis (tongue sole), 2575 nucleotides. It is a transcript of the gene uqcrc2a, whose product is annotated as ubiquinol-cytochrome c reductase core protein 2a. NCBI's taxonomy places the organism in Eukaryota, Metazoa, Chordata, Actinopteri, Pleuronectiformes, Cynoglossidae. Gene Ontology annotation, cellular component: mitochondrion. Bases 70 to 1368 code for a protein of 432 amino acids. The record is from RefSeq and is a predicted model, not a curated record. Gene Ontology annotation, molecular function: metal ion binding. The transcript has 14 exons.
GUGGGUAGUCCCAGUCGUAACUGUCGUCAUCAACAGCAGUUGAAGCAGAAGGAAAGAGGGUUGACAGGCAUGAGAGGAUUUCGCUCUCUGAACGCAGUUCCUAAACGGUGCUAUGCGGCAGCCAGGAGUGUCGAAGCCCUGAAAUUCUCCACAACAGCCUCUCCAGCUCCUCAAGAUGUCCAAGUGUCCAAACUCACAAAUGGACUGGUGAUAGCAUCUCUGGAGAACCACUCACCGCUGUGCAAUGUGGGUCUGUUUGUGAAAGCAGGAAGCCGCUAUGAGACAGCAGAGAACCUUGGUGUCUCACAUGUUUUGCGUUUGGCAGCCAACCUGACAAAUAAAAAUGCAUCUGGCUUGAAGAUAUGCCGCAGUCUGGAAGCACUGGGCGGCAGCCUGAGUGUGACGUCUUCACGUGAGACCAUGGUCUACACUGCCACCUGUCUGAGAGAUCACCUAGAAUUAUUCUUGGAGACUUUGGUCAAUGUGACUACAGCCCAGGAGUUUCGCCCGUGGGAGGUGAGCGAACUCACGUCCAGGGUGAAGAUCGACAGGAAAAAUGGACUUUCCAACUCUCUGUACUGCCCUGACUACAUGGACGACCGAAUCUCCCCAGAGCAGCUUCAGUCAUUUGUAAAAGAGAAUUUCAGCACUGGCAGAAUGGCUGUGGUUGGAUUAGGUGUGAAGCACUCUGUCUUGAGGCAGGUGGGUGAAGAACUCCUCAGUGAUCGCAGAGGACCCGGAGUGGCAACAGAUAAAUCUGUGUACCGUGGAGGUGAGCUGCGAGUACAGAACAGUGACAGUCUGGUCCAUGCAGUCAUUGCAAGCGAGGGAGGUGUCAUGGGUAGUGCAGAGGCGAAUGCCUUCUCUGUGCUGCAAAGGAUCCUGGGAACUGGUCCACACGUAAAAAGAGGCUCAAACAUCACUAGCAAACUUAGUCUUGGUAUUGGCAAGGCUACAGCACAACCCUUCAGCGCUGCAGCCUUUAAUACCUCCUACUCUGACUCUGGCCUGUUUGGUGUCUACACAAUUGCACAAGCUGAUUUGGCAGGAGAGGUGAUCCAUGCUGCCAUUGCCCAAGUGAGGGGCGUGGCUGAGGGGAAUGUGACAGAGGCGGACAUGACCAGAGCAAAAAACCAGGUCACAGCAGAGUACCUGAUGUCAGUGGAGAGCUCAGACGUCCUGAUGGAGGAGAUUGGUGCCCAGACACUGACCACAGCAGCCUACCAGCUCCCACACACUGUUCUCCAGACCACUGAUACUGUCACACAGGAGGAUGUGGUCAAGGCUGCGAAAAAGUUUGUGGAUGGAAAGAAAACCAUGGCAGCAAGUGGACAACUUGUUAACACACCCUUUGUGGACGAAUUUUGAAAUUAAAAUGUAAAAUCUGUUCAUUUUAAUUUAGGUGUGAGGUGACUGGCUGCUUGCCUGAAAUAUAAAAUGAAUAGACCUUAACCACCAGCAACAAACAUUGGAUUGAACCAUCAUCCAGGCUAUUGUAGCUGUUCUGCUACACAGUGUUGUCAGCUAAACUUGUUCUACACUUUAUAGUACAUACUGUUUUGUUAUUUUCUUCUCAACCAGUAGAGGGAGACAAAACCGCCAAACAACAUGGUCCUAUGGUAAAACUAUUUGUAUCAAUUUGUAUCAAUUUACUGUAGGUUAAUUCAUUUAAUACCACCUUGCUUCACUUGAAAUUUUUGUUCAAGAAUUCCAAAGUGUUUUGUGCCAACUGUCAAAUUCGUUUUAUUAAAGGAUAAAAAAAAUCAGGGGCAUAAAAACCUAGGACUAUAUGUUUUGUCACCUAAACUGACUGUAGUUUACAAUUGAAUGUAACCCAUUAAAUAUAUUUAUCAUGAGGUUCACAAUUGAUCUGUGUUUAAUGAGGACCUAAAAGUGUCACAGAGUAAAAUAGAGUGGCAGGUCCAACAAAGCAUUUUAUCGUUUCUUUUUGGAACCAGACAGAAAAUAAUAGAGGCAUUACAAUGGUCUGUGAUUAUGUUAUAAUCAUCAAUGCACAGAUCAUUGCCCUUUGAAAUGUGCUGCAUUUUUGCUGGAUGUCUUAUGACUUAGUAUUACAUCUGCAUGGGUUAUAAUCAGUAAUAUGCAGAAAUAAUAUAGUCCUCUCUGUUUUUUUGUAAAUCAAGAGGUACUAAUGGCAUGUGUGUUUUGUGAUGGUGUAAUUGGGCAAUAUAUAAUUAUAUAUACUGUAUGUAUAAUAUAUGUAAAUAACGAGCAUCUAUCCUUUUUUCUUUGACUUGUUUCACCUUCUCCCGCUGCUCUGCUGUGCUCUUUCCAUCCUGGACAGUGAAAUCAAAUAGGGGCCUGAAUCAUCACUGCUGUACUUUGUGACUUCAGUCUGAGACAUUUAAUCCUGUCCCAUUACAGCUUUUUCUUUCAGGCUGCUCCAAAAUCAAUUUCACGACUCACAAAACAAAGAUGGAAACAAAGAGAUAAACAUUACAUCAUUUAAAACAUAGAUAAUCAUAACCAAAGAGAACAGUCAGUGCCAUGUAUGACCUGUAAAAACAGACACAGCGUCAUUAAAAACGGAAAUAAACGCUUUUAGCAUGUCUGU